UUUGACAAGAGCAAAAGCUCGCAUCAGCUCCCCUAUCAGCUGUGCGUAUAUCGAGACAGUCGCGUAAGGUGAAAAGUUUGAUAACUCAAUAGAACGUUAAGUUUUGGGGGAAGUUUUUACCCGGUUAGUUUUGGUUUUCUGUAAAACUACGCUGUAGGAAUAUUUCAGCGAGGAUUUGGAAAGAGGUCCAGAUCCGAAACCAGCCAGGAUGCCUAGCGCCAGGCGAAUGAUCCUGGGCCACGUAAUGUCCGGCCUGUGCAGCAAAAUGAACCGGACCAAGCAGCUACCGGCGGACCUGAUGGAAACCCCCCUGAAUCGCUGCCUCAACACAUUCGAUAUUACCUUGCUGGGAAUCGGUCACAUGGUGGGCGCCGGCAUUUACGUCCUGACCGGGACGGUGGCCCGCGAAAUGGCCGGCCCUGGAAUAGUGCUAUCGUUCAUACUGGCCGGCAUGGUGUCGAUGUUGGCCGCCCUAUGCUACGCGGAAUUUGGCACCCGAGUGCCGAAAGCCGGUUCGGCCUACGUCUACACGUACGUCUCGAUUGGGGAAUUCUGGGCGUUUGUCAUCGGGUGGAACAUCAUUCUGGAGCAUAUGCUGGGGGCGGCUUCGGUGGCCCGGGCCUGGAGCGGAUACGUCGAUUCGAUGUUGGGCAACAUCGUGGCCAACACGACCAUGGAGAUUACGGGCGAGAUGCACGAGAAGCUAUUGGCUAAAUAUCCAGACUUCCUGGCGUUUGGCGUUUGUAUGAGCUAUGCGAUUGCGCUGGCCGCUGGGGUUAAGGCUACGGCCAUGAUCAAUAGUAUUUUGACGACGGUGAAUGUGGUGGUGAUGUCGCUGGUUGUGGUUCUAGGCUUCUGGUACGCUACACCCGCAAAUUGGUCCCUUCCAGAACAAGGAUUUCUUCCGUUUGGAUUCGGUGGAGUGCUAGCAGGGGCUGCCACGUGCUUCUAUGCUUUUGUAGGGUUCGACAGCAUCGCCACUUCUGGAGAGGAAGCCAAAAAUCCAAAUGUAUCGAUUCCGUUGGCCACAAUCCUGUCGUUGUGUGUUGUGACCAUCGGGUACGUCCUGGUAAGCGCUGCUCUGACGCUCAUGAUCCCAUAUAACGAAAUCAACCCAGCGGCAGCUCUUCCGGACGCCUUUGGAACACGUGGAAUAGCUUGGGCAAAGUAUGCAAUAUCCACUGGAGCCAUUUGUGGGAUGACCACUACCCUAUUGGGAUCGCUAUUCGCUCUUCCAAGGUGCCUCUACGCUAUGGCCAGUGAUGGAUUGCUGUUCUCCUGCUUCGGUAAGGUAAACACCAAGACUCAAGUUCCACUGCUCAACCUAGCGGUGUCCGGACUUUGCUCCGCUCUUCUUGCAUUACUGUUCGAUCUGGAGAAGUUGGUAGAGUUCAUGUCCAUCGGGACGCUGCUGGCCUAUACUAUUGUGAGCGCAAGUGUAAUUGUCCUUCGUUAUCGACCGAUUUCCGUAGAGGAAACGGUCCACCUGGCCCCGGAUACUCCCGGAACAGACGAGGAAGAGAAUCCAUCGUCAUCGUCCCAAUCGAGUGCCGUAGAUCCUUCGUCUCCAACGAGCGAAAUGAUAGAGAUUGCUUUGGCUGGACGAUUGCGGCCACAGUUUCGUUGGUUGGAACCCAUUCUAGGGCGCUGUGAACCGGGAGUGGCCUGUUCCGGAGCGGUACUACUGUUUUGCGUACUCAGCGUGGCCGUUUGCUUCCAACUCGAGGUUUCAUGGGACGAGCUGUACGACGGGACAUGGUGGGCGCUGGGACUCUACGGAUUCCUGCUCUUCUGCCUUGUGGCAUGUAUCGUGGUGAUCUCCGCCCAUCACCAGAACACCCGUGACCUCCAGUUCAAGGUGCCGCUGGUGCCCUACAUUCCAGCCCUAAGCAUAUUCUGCAACAUCGAACUCAUGGUACAUCUGAGCUUCCUGACGUGGCUCCGGUUCUUCAUCUGGCUGUCGAUCGGUAUGUUGGUCUACUUCCUGUACGGAAUACGCAACAGCAAAGAAGGGGAGCUGGGUACGUCCUACUCGAUGCUCAUGUCCACCCAGGAAGCCAUCCGUGGCUGGGGAGCUACACAUUCGGCCGGCCUAAGCGGCGGAACACGGGUAACGGUUACCAAGAUUGUAAAGGGACGGGUCAGCAGGAAGAGCGUCGACAAACAGGCGAUAAUCGACGAUGAUGACGAUGACUCAUAAAAAGGGAAUUCGGGGAAGGUAACAAGCAAUUUAUAUACAGUACAUACAGUGCGGGAGGAUUCUUUAGUUACGCUUACUUGAUGGCACAAAAGUGGUAUACAAAGUAUUAUGUGUAUAUGCUGGCUACUUCAUUACUGGCGCAAACGACGAUGCAUAAAUACGCUUCCAUUUCCUAUGAAUUCGAUGGAAACGACGAUAGUGUACUGCUUAAUUUACAAUUUGAUGCAAUAUAAGAUGAAGUACUUACCGUAGUUUCUACAACUUCGUGCAACCUACGCAGUAGAGUUCUGGGCCCAUUAUGCAUGAAAAGCAACUAGAAAAUUUGAAAUUGUCUUACCUUUAAUGUAAAGAUGAAUCGAAGCCAAACCUCGAUUUUUUAAGAGCACAAA
Aedes aegypti (yellow fever mosquito) is the source of this 2589-nucleotide messenger RNA. RefSeq names its product cationic amino acid transporter 4. The coding region runs from base 209 to 2200 and encodes 663 amino acids. Gene Ontology annotation, molecular function: amino acid transmembrane transporter activity. Gene Ontology annotation, cellular component: plasma membrane. The record is from RefSeq and is a predicted model, not a curated record. Gene Ontology annotation, biological process: amino acid transport; transmembrane transport. The transcript has 4 exons. NCBI's taxonomy places the organism in Eukaryota, Metazoa, Arthropoda, Insecta, Diptera, Culicidae.